Molecule: messenger RNA, 1815 nt
Organism: Anoplopoma fimbria (sablefish)
Lineage: Eukaryota; Metazoa; Chordata; Actinopteri; Perciformes; Anoplopomatidae
Gene: prdm14
Product: PR domain containing 14
Exons: 9
Coding region: 1-1815 (604 amino acids)
Biological process (GO): regulation of transcription by RNA polymerase II
Cellular component (GO): nucleus
Molecular function (GO): protein binding; RNA polymerase II transcription regulatory region sequence-specific DNA binding
Source: RefSeq, a predicted model, not a curated record
AUGGUGUCCCUGUCCAGCAUCCCCAUAGUGCUGAAGGACAACAAGACCUUCUACCCUGCCGGCCUUCUGAAGGGCAGCCCGGCAGGAUCCUUCUACCCUAACCCUCUCCACCACCACCCCCACUACAUGGACCUCUUCCCCCGGACUCACGACCUCCUCCACCCUCUCAAGUCCCUGGGUCGUCUGGUUUCGGACGCUCAGGUGAACCUGCCGCUCAGCGUGCACGGCGGCGCGCCUCCGUUGCACCUGUUGAGCGCGUCGGGCAUCCCUUACCUGAGCCAGGUGUUGUUCUCCAAACCGGAGGAGAUGGCCGCCGUGGUGACGGAGCACGCUGCCGGACCUCUGUCCUCGGACUUCAGCAGCAGGACGUCCAGUGAGAGGACGUCCAGUGAGAGGACGUCCAGUGAGAGGACGUCCAGUGCCGAUCUGCCGCGUUCUGCCGCGUCUGCCGCAUCUGCCGCAUCUGCCGCAUCCUCUGCCGCCUCCGCCGCCGCCGCCUCGCCGCCUGCACGCAGCCUGUUUGGGGUUCAGUCUCAGGGGAAAGCGUGUUAUAACUUCAGUGAGGACGACCUGUUCUUGGUCCUCUACGGUUAUUCAGGCCCGGAGCGCAGCGUGGGACACGCGAUGUCAGGACUCACCCUGCCCGAGAAGCCAGUUUCUGACUCUCCCAUUCUUCCACUGGACAAAGAAUCUCUUGAGCUUCCAGACGGGCUGACCGUCGUCCAAGCAGCUUGGGGAAACGUGUCGCACUGUGGAGUGUUCACAGACAAAAGCAGCAUCCCUAAAGGGACGCGCUUCGGACCUUUCCAAGGAAAGCUGGUCAAUACCAGCGAGAUAAAGACAUACGACGACAACACUCUGAUGUGGGAGGUGUUUGAAAAUGGCCGGUUGAGUCACUUUGUGGAUGGCAGGGGAGGCUCAGGAAACUGGAUGUCUUCAGUGAAGUGCGCUCGUUUCCCAGAGGAGCAGAACUUAAUUGCUGUACAGAUCCAGGGUCAGAUCUUCUAUGAGGCCUGCAAAGAGAUCCGUCCGGGUCAGGAGCUGCUGGUGUGGUAUGGAGACUGCUACAUGCAGUUCCUCGGCAUCCCUCUCACCCUGAAGGACCUCGGGGAGGAAAACGGCACGAUUCCUCCCAUUGAAGAUUCCGAUGAGGGUUUCAAAUGUGACAGAUGCGGGAAGGUGUUUGCCUACAAGUACUACAGAGACAAGCACCUGAAGUACACGCGCUGCGUGGACCAGGGCGACAGGAAGUUCCCCUGUCACCUCUGCACCAGGUCUUUCGAGAAGAGAGACAGAUUAAGGAUCCACAUUUUACACGUCCACGAAAAACACAGGCCUCACAAGUGCUCAGUGUGUGGGAAGAGUUUCUCUCAGUCGUCCAGUCUCAACAAACACAUGCGUGUCCACUCUGGAGAACGGCCAUACAAGUGUGUUUACUGCAAUAAGGCCUUCACGGCCUCCAGCAUCCUGCGCACACACAUCCGCCAGCACUCCGGGGAGCGGCCCUUCAAGUGUAAGCACUGCGGGAAGGCCUUCGCUUCGCACGCGGCCCACGACAGCCACGUGCGGAGGACCCACGCACAGGACAGGCCGCUGCCCUGCGACCUGUGCGGGGCCACCUUCCAGCAGGAGCAGGAGUUCAAAAACCACAUGAAAAACCACAGAAACAGACACAUCUCGGACAUCACAAUUCUUCCUUCAUCUCCAGGAAGUGGAUUACAGGAGGGCAAUCCAAAAAUACAGAAGAACGCCGGACAAAACGUUCCUUACACGGGGGUAACAGUUUUAAAUCCAGAAUAUCGGCCCUGGAACUGA